GUGGACCGCGCGAAGACCACGUCUCUUCUGCCGUUCCUGUGAGCCCACCGAAUUACCGGAACACCGUCGUACUUCCCCAUUAAUCUCCACGCCACUCUCUCUUGCUCACAACACUUGUCUGAACUCUGUUCUGUUCUGUUUCGUCUCUCUCUCUCCUUGCGUUCUCCGUAUCUUUCUGUGUAUGGUGGAGUUCGGCUAUCACGAUUCCCAUACCCCAUUUGAUUCUCUCGCCUCAUCUCGCGACAGGAAAAGGGUAAAGGAGACGAGCCCUUCCCGCUUCGGUUGAGCUCGGUCGUAGAGGUUGGUUGAGGGGGAAGGGGAGGGGAGGGGAGGAGAGGAACAGCCAUGGCCUUGCACCUGAGCAGCGCUGCGCCGGCGUGGUUGGCCGUCGCCAACCGCGGGAGGAGGAACCGCAAGGUGAAAGCCGUCGCGUCAGAGGGUUUCGCCACCUUGAAAGCGGAGGAGGAGGAGGAGGAGAAGGUGAAGCUGGGCGGUUCCGAUUUGAAGGUGACGAAGCUCGGGAUCGGAGCCUGGUCCUGGGGGGACACCAGCUACUGGAACAACUUCCAAUGGGACGAUAGAAAGAUGAAGGCCGCAAAGGGCGCUUUUGACAGCAGCAUUGAUAGUGGCAUAACCCUGUUUGAUACUGCUGAGGUUUAUGGGUCGAGGAUGUCAUUUGGUGCUAUAAACUCAGAAACUCUACUGGGCAGAUUCAUCAAGGAAAGGAAAGAAAAGGAUCCAGAAACUGAGGUUGCCGUUGCGACGAAGUUUGCAGCUUUGCCGUGGAGACUGGGCCGUCAGAGUGUCAUUACUGCCCUCAAAGAUUCUCUUUGUCGCCUAGGACUUGAUUCGGUGGACCUAUACCAAUUGCACUGGCCUGGAGUGUGGGGAAACGAAGGGUACAUUGAUGGUCUUGGAGAUGCAGUUGAGCAAGGUCUUGUGAAAGCAGUGGGAGUUUCAAACUACAGCGAAAGAAGACUUCGCGAUGCCUAUCAGAAGCUUAAGCAGAGAGGUAUACCGCUAGCUUCAAACCAAGUAAAUUACAGCCUCAUAUACAGAUUCCCUGAGGAGAAUGGCGUGAAGGCCACCUGCGACGAACUUGGUGUCACUCUGAUUGCUUAUUCACCGAUGGCUCAAGGUGCUCUUACUGGAAAAUAUACCCCAGAAAAUCCACCAAGUGGCCCCCGUGGUCAGAUCUACACCCCUGAUUUUCUCACUAGGCUACAACCUUUGCUGAACAGAAUAAAUGAAAUAGGAGACAGCUACAAGAAAACUCCAACGCAGGUUGUCCUGAAUUGGCUCAUAGCACAGGGUAACGUAGUCCCCAUUCCCGGAGCCAAAAAUGCUGAGCAGGCAAGUGAAUUCGGGGGUGCGCUUGGGUGGAGACUCACCGGCGAAGAGGUGGAUGAGCUGCGGUCACUGGCCUCGGACAUAAGACCUGUUGUAGGCUUCCCGGUUGAGAACUUGUGAAGCUGGGGUCAUCUACCGAGACAUAUAUAGCUAAACAGACUUCUCGUUACCAAUCAAUAUCAACAUGCUGGUAUAGUCCAUCUUAGUGCAACUUCCCAGCAAUCAGAGUGGCCUUAUAAUCCUGAGGAAGUUAAAAGGCGGUCUCUUUCAUCCCAUCUCCUGACAUAGGAAGUCAUUGAAAAUUCUCUGUUCAUGAACAUUCCGAUGUAAAAUCCCUUGAAAGGGCAUCAAUAUGGCAUUGCCAUGUUACUGAAAACCUACCAGUU
Rhodamnia argentea is the source of this 1736-nucleotide messenger RNA. RefSeq lists its product as uncharacterized. The record is from RefSeq and is a predicted model, not a curated record. The coding region runs from base 346 to 1470 and encodes 374 amino acids. The transcript is spliced from 10 exons. NCBI's taxonomy places the organism in Eukaryota, Viridiplantae, Streptophyta, Magnoliopsida, Myrtales, Myrtaceae. Gene Ontology annotation, cellular component: cytoplasm.